Molecule: messenger RNA, 1116 nt
Organism: Gryllus bimaculatus (two-spotted cricket)
Lineage: Eukaryota; Metazoa; Arthropoda; Insecta; Orthoptera; Gryllidae
Source: the annotation of a GenBank genome assembly
AUGUCCCCUCACUGCUGUCGGCAGUCCUCGUCGCCCUUGCCGCCCUCGCCGCCCUCGCCCGCCCUCACCGCGCUCGCCCCUCGCCGCUCUCGGCCGCCCUCGCCGCCCUCACCGCCCUCACCGCCCUCACCGCCCUCGUCGCCCUACCUAGCUGUCAAUGUUCGAAUGCUCUCAUCGGCGUUUGCACACGGGUCACCAGUCCUCCACCCCCCCCCGCGGACAUUAGUAUAUUUUGCGAAAGAACUUGCUCUUAUAAGGAUGUGGGAUGCAGUAAAUAAUGCCCAACUUUUUUCACUGUUGUCAAAAAUCAUUGUUGCAAAUGUUUGUUGGGAAUCAUUAACAUCACCCGAGCUACCUCUCCACGAUGUUGUAAUGGGAGAGCAGGUGCCCAACAAUGACUGCCAAUUUAAGAGCGUCUUCAUCCAGGGCGGAAGACGUGGGAACAGGAACGGAAUAUCCCCGCCUUGUGCAUUAUUAACUACUCGCCUUUUACGUUGCCUCAAUAAUUCUUUUUUUGGUUUACAACUUAUCAACAGUAAUCAGUGCCAUUCAACAACAAUGGUAGUAAAACAUAGUUUUCGCAGAGAUUUUGAUACGCCUAUUUACCCAGAGGAUUUUGAUACUACGCCAUAUUAUCCAGAGGAUUUUGAUACUACGCCAUUUUACCCAGAUGAUUUUGAUACCACACCAUUUUACCAAGAGGAUUUUGAUACUACACCAUUUUACCAAGAGGAUUUUGAUACUACGCCAUUUUACCAAGAGGAUUUUGAUACUACGCCAUUUUACCCAGUGAAUACCAGCUCAGAAAUCACUGGUAAAGCGUUACACCCGCUUCGGGUAUCAUUUCGACCCAACGCGCGCGCGGGGGCUGUGUGGGUGGAGGCGGCGGCGGCGAGUAGAUGCGAGGGGUGGGAAGGGCAGGGCGCGAUGGAGACGUUGCCAAACACGACCGCACACAAGCGACACAGCCGUAACAAUCGCGCGCAACGUUACGACGGACGUUACGACGGACGUUACCCGGCGACAUGUCGUUGGCCGCGGCGAGAAUCACGCACGCCGACUUCGCGCGUCGCCGCCUCCACCUACAGCCUCGACGGACUGCGAUGUUUUUCUGUU